This is a messenger RNA of Colletotrichum chrysophilum, 849 nucleotides long. RefSeq lists its product as uncharacterized. The record is from RefSeq and is a predicted model, not a curated record. The coding region runs from base 1 to 849 and encodes 282 amino acids. Lineage: Eukaryota; Fungi; Ascomycota; Sordariomycetes; Glomerellales; Glomerellaceae. The transcript has a single exon. Gene Ontology annotation, molecular function: ATP binding; ATP hydrolysis activity.
AUGAACUUCACGUCCGAGAAACAAGAAGUUGGCUCAUCGUACUCCCGCGAAGGCAACAUGGAGUCCGACGGCACGCUCAACAACGGUUCCAACUACGAGCAGUCGCUCGAGCUCGCCCAACUCCCAGACGACGAUACCACCUGGUCUCUGAAGCACAAGGUCGAAGCCGUCAGGCAGAGAGAUGAACGAUCUGGUUUCCCUGCGAGAGAGCUGGGCGUGACAUGGCAGAACCUCACGGUGCAGGCCGUCAGCGCCGACGCGUCGAUUCACGAAAACGUCCUAUCACAGUUCAACAUUCCUAAACUUGUCAAGGAGUCCCGCCACAAGCCGCCCCUGAAGACGAUUCUCGACAACUCCCACGGCUGCGUCAAGCCCGGUGAGAUGCUGUUGGUUCUCGGAAGACCUGGAUCCGGAUGCACGACACUACUCAACAUUCUCGCCAACCACCGCCGCGGAUACUCUUCAGUUACCGGCGAUGUUCACUACGGUUCAAUGUCUCACAAGGAGGCAGAGAGGUAUCGUGGCCAAAUCGUCAUGAACACCGAGGAGGAGCUGUUCUUUCCCACCCUCACCGUCGGCCAGACGAUGGACUUUGCAACCCGCCUCAAGAUUCCCUUCCGCCUCCCUGAUGGAGUAUCAUCCAACGAGGAGUUGAGAGCGGAGAACAGAGAUUUCUUGUUGGAGUCGAUGGGUAUCCAGCACACUUUCGACACCAAGGUCGGCAACGAGUUUGUUCGUGGUGUUUCUGGUGGCGAGAGGAAACGUGUUUCCAUCAUCGAGACUAUGGCGACGAGAGGUUCAGUGUUUUGCUGGGAUAACAGUACCAGAGGACUGGACGCCAGCACGUAA